Molecule: messenger RNA, 3373 nt
Organism: Mugil cephalus (flathead mullet)
Lineage: Eukaryota; Metazoa; Chordata; Actinopteri; Mugiliformes; Mugilidae
Gene: glra4b
Product: glycine receptor, alpha 4b
Exons: 9
Coding region: 321-1859 (512 amino acids)
Biological process (GO): regulation of membrane potential; signal transduction; chemical synaptic transmission
Cellular component (GO): plasma membrane; neuron projection; synapse
Molecular function (GO): glycine binding; transmembrane signaling receptor activity; transmitter-gated monoatomic ion channel activity
Source: RefSeq, a predicted model, not a curated record
UCCACUAUGAAAAUGGUGCUGUCACUUUAAAUAUUCUUGCAGUAAUUCCUUCAGCAUGCAUAUGGCCAUGAAAAAGAGAUAAAGCUUGAAGUCAUCCACACAAACACAGGCAGGAAAAAAAAUAACUUCCUUAGGAUUCUGAAUUAUACAGCAGCAGCUUCCUGUGUUUACACCUGCAGAGAGAGAGGGAAGGAGGGAGGGAGGCUCAGAAGACGGAGUGGAAGAGCAACAAGAAGUUCUCCGCUCGCUCCUCCGCUUUCCUUCCCCACACAGUUUCAGCUCUUUGUCUUCUCAUCAUCUGUUGGGUCUUACAGCGAAGGAUGCGGCUGCUGCAAGUCACAUAUUUGCUGUGGGUUUGGUUUCUAGUGUUUCUACAAGGCAGGUCUGUGCUCUGUAAGGAGGUGAAGUUACCCAGCAAAGCAGCCAAGCCCCACUCUCCUUCUGACUUUCUGGACAAACUGAUGGGACGCACAUCUGGCUACGACGCUCGCAUCAGGCCAAAUUUCAAAGGUCCUCCCGUCAAUGUCACCUGUAACAUCUUCAUCAACAGCUUUGGGUCCAUCACUGAAACAACUAUGGACUACCGGCUCAAUGUAUUUCUGAGGCAGCAGUGGAACGACCCCCGGCUGGCAUAUAAGGAGUAUCCAGAUGACUCUCUGGACUUGGACCCUUCAAUGUUGGAUUCCAUCUGGAAACCUGACCUGUUCUUCGCAAAUGAGAAGGGAGCCAACUUUCACGAGGUCACAACGGACAACAAACUGCUUCGGAUAUUCCAGAAUGGAAAUGUCCUCUAUAGCAUCAGGCUGACACUUACUCUUUCCUGUCCGAUGGAUCUGAAAAACUUCCCUAUGGAUAGCCAGACGUGCACGAUGCAGCUGGAAAGCUGUGAGUUCUUCUUCCUUUUCAAAAACAUCACAUUCACAGUAGAUCCUCUCACAAACUCAAGUGCAUACUGUGCACGUUCUCUGUCUCUUCUAGUUGGCUACACCAUGAACGACCUUAUUUUUGAGUGGCUGGAUGUCGGAGCGGUGCAGGUGGCUGAUGAUCUGAUGCUCCCCCAGUUUGUGCUAAAAGAGGAGAAAGGCCUCGGCUACUGCACCAAGCACUACAACACAGGUAAAUUCACCUGCAUUGAGGUCAAAUUCUACCUGGAGCGUCAGAUGGGCUACUACCUGAUCCAGAUGUACAUCCCCAGCCUGCUCACCGUCAUCUUGUCCUGGGUGUCGUUCUGGAUCAACAUGGAUGCUGCUCCUGCCAGAGUGGGACUGGGAAUCACUACGGUUCUCACCAUGACGACGCAGAGCUCUGGCUCCAGGGCCUCCCUGCCAAAGGUUUCCUAUGUCAAAGCCAUAGACAUCUGGAUGGCAGUUUGUCUUCUCUUUGUGUUUGCUGCACUGCUGGAAUAUGCAGCAGUCAAUUUCGUUUCACGCCAGCACAAGGAGUUCUUCAGACUGAGGAAGAAGCUGAAAGAGCAACAGCGGCAGAGAACACAAGGAAGCGGCGACACCAAGGUGAAAGGAAACAACAUGUCAGGCAACAAUGCUCCACAUGGGAACGCAGUCCAACAGUGCAGUGCCUGUGCCAGGGAGGAGGAGCUGGCACAGCAGGGUUUUCUCUUCCAGAGUUUUGGACUUGCAUUGUCAACAGGAAGUGCACCAGAAAUGGAUGCCACGCCGGUGUUUGCAGAUUUACCUCCUGGUUUGGGUUUCUAUGACAUACGCAGACGCUUUGUGGAUCGGGCAAAGAGGAUUGACACCAUCUCCCGAGCUCUUUUCCCCAUGAGUUUCCUCAUGUUUAAUGUCCUCUACUGGCUCACCUACAAAGUUCUUCGACAUGAAGAUCUCCACGCCAAGCUGUGACAAUGGACAGACCCAGGACCCUGAACAUACUGGAUACGUUUAAUUCUGCUCUCUUCACUAAAACAUUUACAGGCUGAGAGAGCCCUCAGCCAGGCCAUGAAAGAUGCGUUAUGACUGCAUGUCCAGUGCCAUUGGGAAAUUCCAUGACAUGGAAGAAUUCAUCAGUUUCUUUAAAUUUUUAAUGCUUCCAAAGAAAUCCACUUUUUAUUAGCACCAAUGCACAUCACACAUCGGAGUACAGUGUGUGGGUGUGUUUGUGUACAGCUGGGAUUUCAAUUAUAACACACUUGCAGUUACUGUAGAGCUUCACCAGAAUUUGUACUGCAGUGCAUGCUUACCUGGCCUUCUGUGUACUACUAUUACAGGUGUCAUGAUACAUGGUAUUACAGAGACAAACCAUUUAAACACUGCAACCAUGAAUUACACUUUUGCAAGUGUUUCUUAACUACAACACAUUGAUCCAAAUAUUUCCAUCCAUUGUAGGCUGCAGAACUCUAGAAUUAAUUACUGUUCUUAAUAAUAAUCAGGAGUCAGGUUACAUUUUGAACCCACCAGCAGGAAGCAUAUUUGUGAUAUGAAGUGUGAAAUCAUCUGUAAUUUCAAUUAUUUAAUGCUACAAAAGGAAAGAAUAUGUUGUUGAAAUAUUUCACUGUAUAUUUAUAUAAAACCAUAGCACACAAAUAUCCAAAAAUAUUAUAAUUAUAAUUAUAAUAAUUAUUAUUAUUAUUAUGGUCAACAAUUUGAAUCUUGAGUUGAAUCUGCAUACCAGCCAGAGAUUAAUAUAGUCCUAUGGAUUCCUCACUCUUUGUGGCUACUUGAGCUCUGUUAAUUUGCUCAGUUGUAUGUUUUUGUUUUAUUUAUUUUUUAUAUGGAGUGUUUCUGUGUGCAUCUAUCUGGAGACUGGUUGAGCGCUAGAAACCUCUGAUUUUAAGAAUAAAUCUUGCCAUAAAAUGAGGCUGACAUAUGAAUAUUUCAUUUUAAAAAGUAGCUGUCACAUGCAUAUACAGUAGUAGGCGGAGGACAGUACUAAGAGCAAGGGUGACCUCUUUUUCUAGAAAGCAGGAUCAGAAUUAUAAGAGGACACAUGAUAAAUAUUUUGUGGACAUAUAAGACAAUCUUAGCACAGAAACACUUAAAUAAUUGGAUAUGCUACCUUAAACUCACUCUCACACAAAUGUGAAUUUUCAUCAGUGAGUUUAGACAAAAUUAGAGAAGGGACAGAAUUAGAAGAAAUCUUGUUGCAUUAUUUAUUGCAUUUGUUUUAACUGCACAAUGCCAUCUUCAGCCACAAGGGGGCACUAUUGCAUCGUCUAUGUCUGGAGUGAUCAACCUUAAAAGGAAACUUUCCUUUUUGCUCUGUGAGGUUAGAUGUAAAAUAACUGAGAGAAAAUAACUUAUUUGAUAGAUAUAUGUUCUGCAGUUAUUGUGCAGGACUUACACGUACAAUAGAUUGUAAUAGUAUUAACAACUUUACAUGAUUAUGUCAUUAUUAUUAUCAUAAUCACCAUUAUUAU